CCACCUUUUCACUUGUUUUAGAUGCCAGACCAGUUUGACCAGGCAGUUGUGCUAAACCAGCUGCGCUACUCGGGGAUGUUGGAGACGGUGAGAAUCCGCAAAGCUGGGUACGCAGUGCGAAGACCCUUCCAGGAUUUUUACAAAAGGUAUAAAGUGCUGAUGCGGAACCUGGCUCUCCCCGAGGACGUCCGAGGGAAGUGCACGGCCCUGCUGCAGCUCUACGACGCCUCCAACAGCGAGUGGCAGCUGGGGAAGACCAAGGUCUUUCUUCGAGAAUCCUUGGAGCAGAAGCUGGAGAAACGUCGAGAGGAAGAAGUUACCCAGGCGGCCAUGGUGAUCCGCGCCCACAUCUUGGGCUACUUGGCACGAAAGCAGUACAGGAAGGUCCUUUAUUGUGUGGUAGUAAUCCAGAAGAAUUAUAGAGCAUUCCUUCUGAGGAGGAGAUUUUUGCACCUGAAAAAAGCAGCCAUCGUUUUCCAGAAGCGACUCAGAGGUCAGAUUGCUCGUAGAGUUUACCGACAACUGCUGGCCGAGAAGCAGGAGCAAGAAGAAAAGAAGAAACGGGAGGAAGAAGAAAGAGAAAGAGAGAGAGCCCGAAGAGAAGCUGAGCUCCACGCCCAGCAGGAGGAAGAAGCAAAGAAGCAGCGAGAGCUCGAAGCCUUGCAGAGGAGCCAGAAGGAGGCAGAGCUGACCCAGGAACUGGAGAGGCAGAAAGAAAACAAGCAGGUGGAAGAGAUCCUCCGCCUGGAGAAGGAGAUCGAGGACCUGCAGCGCAUGAAGGAGCAGCAGGAGCUCUCGCUGACCGAGGCCUCCCUGCAGAAGCUGCAGCAGCUGAGGGACGAGGAACUCCGGAGGCUGGAAGACGAAGCCUGCCGCGCCGCCCAGGAGUUCCUCGAGUCCCUCAACUUCGACGAGAUCGACGAGUGUGUGCGGAACAUCGAGCGCUCCCUGUCCCUGUCCGUCGAGCUCGGCGAGCUGGCCGAGAGCGCGAGCGGGGACAAGCCCAGCUUCAACUUCAGCCAGCCCUACCCGGAGGAGGAGGUGGAUGAGGGCUUCGAGGCCGACGACGACGCCUUCAAGGACUCCCCCAACCCCAGUGAGCACGGCCACUCGGACCAGCGCACAAGUGGCAUCCGCACCAGCGACGACUCUUCCGAGGAGGACCCCUACAUGAACGACACGGUGGUGCCCACCAGCCCCAGUGCGGACAGCACGGUGCUGCUCGCCCCGUCCGGCCACGACUCCUCCAGCGGGGAGUCCACCUACUGCAUGCCCCAGAACACCGGGGACCUGCCCUCCCCGGACGGCGACUACGACUAUGACCAGGACGACUAUGAGGAUGGUGCCAUCACCUCCGGCAGCAGCGUGACCUUCUCCAACUCCUGCGGUAGCCAGUGGUCCCCAGACUACCGCUGCUCUGUGGGGACCUACAACAGUUCCAGCGCCUACCGCUUCAGCUCCGAAGGGGCACAGUCCUCGUUUGAAGAUAGCGAAGAGGACUUUGACUCUAGAUUUGACACAGAUGAUGAGCUCUCUUACCGGCGCGACUCUGUGUACAGCUGUGUCACGCUGCCGUACUUCCACAGCUUCCUGUACAUGAAAGGUGGCUUAAUGAACUCCUGGAAGCGCCGCUGGUGUGUCCUCAAGGACGAAACCUUCCUGUGGUUCCGCUCCAAGCAGGAGGCGCUCAAGCAAGGCUGGCUCCACAAAAAAGGCGGAGGUUCCUCUACACUAUCCAGGAGAAAUUGGAAGAAGCGCUGGUUUGUUCUCCGCCAGUCCAAGCUGAUGUACUUUGAAAAUGACAGCGAGGAAAAGCUCAAGGGCACCGUAGAAGUCCGGACGGCAAAAGAGAUCAUAGAUAACACCAGCAAAGAGAAUGGGAUUGAUAUCAUUAUGGCCGAUAGGACCUUCCACCUGAUCGCCGAGUCCCCGGAAGAUGCCAGCCAGUGGUUCAGCGUGCUCAGUCAGGUCCACGCGUCCACCGACCAGGAGAUUCGGGAGAUGCACGACGAGCAGGCGAACCCGCAGAACGCCGUGGGCACUUUGGAUGUGGGGCUGAUUGAUUCCGUGUGCGCCUCCGACAGCCCCGAUAGACCCAAUUCUUUUGUGAUCAUCACGGCCAACCGGGUGCUGCACUGCAACGCCGACACGCCAGAGGAGAUGCACCACUGGAUCACGCUGCUGCAGAGGUCCAAGGGGGACACCAGAGUGGAGGGCCAGGAAUUCAUAGUGAGAGGGUGGUUGCACAAAGAAGUAAAGAACAGUCCGAAGCUGUCCUCCCUGAAACUGAAGAAACGGUGGUUUGUGCUGACUCACAAUUCCCUGGAUUACUACAAGAGCUCAGAGAAGAACGCUCUGAAGUUGGGCACGCUGGUCCUCAACAGCCUCUGCUCGGUCGUACCUCCCGACGAGAAGAUCUUCAAAGAAACAGGCUACUGGAACGUCACCGUGUAUGGGCGCAAGCACUGUUACCGGCUCUACACCAAGCUGCUCAAUGAGGCCACCAGGUGGUCCAGCGCCAUUCAAAAUGUGACUGACACCAAGGCCCCGAUUGACACCCCCACCCAGCAGCUGAUUCAAGAUAUCAAGGAGAACUGCCUGAACUCGGAUGUGGUGGAGCAGAUCUACAAGCGGAACCCGAUCCUUCGAUAUACCCAUCACCCCCUGCAUUCUCCACUGCUGCCGCUUCCCUACGGAGACAUAAAUCUCAACUUGCUCAAAGAUAAAGGCUACACAACCCUUCAGGAUGAAGCCAUCAAGAUAUUCAAUUCCCUUCAGCAACUGGAAUCCAUGUCUGACCCUAUUCCAAUAAUCCAGGGCAUCCUACAGACAGGGCAUGACCUCCGACCUCUGCGAGAUGAGCUGUAUUGCCAACUCAUCAAACAGACCAACAAAGUGCCCCAUCCCGGCAGCGUGGGCAACCUGUACAGCUGGCAGAUCCUGACAUGCCUGAGCUGCACCUUUCUGCCAAGUCGAGGGAUUCUCAAGUAUCUCAAGUUCCAUCUGAAAAGGAUACGGGAACAGUUUCCGGGGACCGAGAUGGAAAAAUACGCCCUCUUCAUUUAUGAAUCUCUUAAGAAAACAAAAUGCAGAGAGUUUGUGCCUUCCCGAGAUGAAAUAGAAGCUCUGAUCCACAGGCAGGAAAUGACAUCCACAGUGUAUUGCCAUGGCGGAGGCUCCUGCAAGAUCACCAUCAACUCCCACACUACAGCUGGGGAGGUAGUGGAGAAGCUGAUCAGAGGCCUGGCGAUGGAGGACAGCAGGAACAUGUUCGCCUUGUUUGAGUACAACGGACACAUGGACAAAGCCAUUGAAAGCCGAACCAUCGUAGCUGACGUCUUAGCAAAGUUUGAAAAGCUGGCUGCCACCUCAGAGGCGGGGGACCUGCCGUGGAAGUUCUACUUCAAACUUUACUGCUUCCUGGACACAGACAACGUGCCAAAAGACAGUGUGGAAUUUGCAUUUAUGUUUGAACAGGCCCAUGAAGCAGUGAUCCAUGGCCACCAUCCAGCCCCUGAAGAAAACCUCCAGGUUCUGGCUGCCUUGCGCCUCCAGUACCUGCAGGGGGAUUAUACUCUGCACGCUGCAGUCCCACCUCUCGAAGAGGUUUAUUCCCUGCAGAGACUUAAGGCCCGCAUCAGCCAGUCAACCAAAAGCUUCACCCCGUGCGAGCGGCUGGAGAAGAGGCGGACGAGUUUCCUGGAGGGGACACUGAGGCGGAGCUUCCGGACGGGCUCCGUCGUACGGCAGAAGGUCGAGGAGGAGCAGAUGGUGGACAUGUGGAUUAAGGAAGAAGUCUCCUCUGCUCGGGCCAGUAUCAUUGACAAGUGGAAGAAAUUUCAGGGAAUGAACCAGGAACAGGCCAUGGCCAAGUACAUGGUUUUGAUCAAGGAAUGGCCUGGCUACGGGUCGACACUCUUUGAUGUGGAGUGCAAGGAGGGUGGCUUUCCCCAGGAACUCUGGUUGGGCGUCAGCGCAGAUGCCGUCUCCGUCUACAAGCGUGGGGAGGGAAGACCGCUAGAAGUCUUCCAGUAUGAACACAUCCUCUCUUUUGGGGCACCCCUGGCAAAUACAUACAAGAUCGUAGUUGAUGAGCGGGAGCUGCUCUUUGAAACCAGUGAGGUGGUGGACGUGGCCAAGCUCAUGAAGGCGUACAUCAGCAUGAUCGUGAAGAAGCGCUACAGCACCACGCGCUCCCUGAGCAGCCAGGGCAGCUCCAGGUGA
Messenger RNA from Galeopterus variegatus (Sunda flying lemur), 4224 nucleotides. It is a transcript of the gene MYO10, whose product is annotated as myosin X. The transcript is spliced from 22 exons. The record is from RefSeq and is a predicted model, not a curated record. Gene Ontology annotation, molecular function: protein binding; cytoskeletal motor activity; ATP binding. Lineage: Eukaryota; Metazoa; Chordata; Mammalia; Dermoptera; Cynocephalidae. Bases 22 to 4224 code for a protein of 1400 amino acids. Gene Ontology annotation, cellular component: myosin complex; cytoskeleton. Gene Ontology annotation, biological process: signal transduction.